AUGGAUUACUUUGCCGGCAGAGCCACUGGACCUCCCGUAGACUACGUCGCACCUACCUGGCCGGAUUUACAGGAGUGGGUCAUAGGAGCCGAGUCUGACCAAAUGACAAGUGACGUAUUGUGGUAUAAAGGAGAUAUUGUUGUAUUCACUCUCGUCUGGACAGUGAUCCUCUUCUCAAUCGUCUACGGCGUCGCCGGAUUGUGGGCAUAUUUUGUCUUCUUCCGUAGUAAACUUGGCCUUAUUCUUCUGCUCACUUUCGGUGGUAUUGGACUGUUUGCUGGCGCGUCUUCCGGUGCUGUUGUCGGCAUUCUUCUCGCAAGUGUUUACAAUGCCGGUUACUUUGCAAUGGCUACCUGGAUCCCAUUGGCGUGGGCUCUGGUACAAGUUCUAAUCGUCAUCAUUUCUGCUGAUGCCGAUCUUAGCUUGACGACGUUGUGA
Messenger RNA from Spizellomyces punctatus DAOM BR117, 438 nucleotides. RefSeq lists its product as uncharacterized. The transcript is spliced from 4 exons. The record is from RefSeq and is a predicted model, not a curated record. Lineage: Eukaryota; Fungi; Chytridiomycota; Chytridiomycetes; Spizellomycetales; Spizellomycetaceae. Bases 1 to 438 code for a protein of 145 amino acids.